Messenger RNA from Naegleria fowleri, 1533 nucleotides. RefSeq lists its product as uncharacterized. The coding region runs from base 1 to 1533 and encodes 510 amino acids. The record is from RefSeq and is a predicted model, not a curated record. Lineage: Eukaryota; Heterolobosea; Eutetramitea; Acrasida; Naegleriidae. The transcript has a single exon.
AUGCAACCAGCAAAAGACAAUUCAAUGGUUGAAGGAGCCACUUCUUCUCAACUCGAUAUCAUCCGUCUCUCACUAUUGAACAACGUCCAAGGUGUGCAACUGAGUGGUGUACCAGGUACCAUCCUUUCACACGGUCCGUACAGUGUCCCUUUGAUUGUCGGUUCAGAUUCAGUUCCCAUCGUAGUGGCUUCAACUUACUUGACUUCAGAAAAUAAUAGUGGUAGAAUUUGCGCAUUUUCUCAUAACGGUUUCAUAGUGGGAACGAAAGGAACAGAUUUGGGUAAUUUAUUGUUGAACUGUGCUCAAUGGGUGACUCAUUAUAAGAGUAGUAAUGUCUUGUUUAUGGUUCAUGGUGUCAACUCAAAUGAUGCAUCAAAUUUGUACGGAACACUCCCUGGAUUUUCCUUGUUCAAGAAUACUACCAAUGCAUUCGACAGUAAUAUUCGUCCAUUGGAGGUAGUUGAUUUGUUAAUUCUCAAUUUGAAUAAUGUUGGACAAGUCUCAAGUGAAAUGUUUCAAAUGAUGGACAAUUAUCUCAAAAGAGGUGGAGGCAUCAUUGUGGGUGUUACUUCAUGGGCUCAUUCUCUCUCUUCUCCUCUAUAUAACUUUCCAGGAAAUGUCUUCUUUACCAAAACAGGAAUUUCGUUUAGCAAUAAUUAUGCAUCUUCACCAUAUGUGAAUGCUAACUCUGUGGUUCAAUACAAUCCGUAUUUCAAAUUGGAUGCAAUUUUGCAAUCAAACACAAUUCCAUCCUCUUUCAGUGAAGUGAAACAAAUAGCGACAACUUUAGACAGAAUUAGAUUUACAUUGAUACCACCGGUUGUAAUGGCCGAGCAGAAUGUUGAAAUGUUUUCGAAAACUUUGGCUGUAUAUAAUGCAAAAUGUACCGGAUUGUCACUCGUCACAUAUCCUAUUUCCACCAUAGACAAAAAGUUUUGUGUCUUUCUUGCCAAAGUUUUGAACUCUAUCAAUACUUUACCACUCUCAAACAAUCCUGAAAUACAAGCUGGAGAGAUCUUUCCUGGUCUUCCUCAAGGCAAUGUGAAUUCUCGAAACACAAAAUCCACAACUGUCACCAUUCAAAUUUCAUCCACACGAAGACGUUGGCAAUGUACAGGUUAUUAUGCUCUUCCAGGAGCCAAUAUAACAAUCACUGUGAGUUCACCAAACUCUGUCGAAUAUAUUCUCAUUGGAUCACAUACAGACAAUUUGGAAAAUUUAGAUGAAUGGAAUAGAUGGCCUUCAAUCUCCUCACAAUACUACAUCUCUUCAGGAAAUUCCACAUCAUGGUUUAUUGCAUUUAAUGGAGGUACUAUAUUCGUUUCUUUGAAAACAAUUCCAGUAACCGAUUUGAGUGUGACCAUUAGUGGACAAAUUGUGAAAACUCCGUUCUGGCGUUUUGACAAACAUACUAAUGCAGAUUGGAUUAAUACCAUUCGAAAUGAACCAGGACCAUGGAUUGAGGUUGAAACUGAACAUGUAUCUAUUAAUGUUCAAUCCACCCCUUUUUGCGAGAAAUAUAACAGAUAUUAA